Messenger RNA from Erpetoichthys calabaricus (reedfish), 13531 nucleotides. RefSeq names its product dynein axonemal heavy chain 10 (gene dnah10). Lineage: Eukaryota; Metazoa; Chordata; Cladistia; Polypteriformes; Polypteridae. Gene Ontology annotation, molecular function: minus-end-directed microtubule motor activity; ATP binding; dynein intermediate chain binding. Gene Ontology annotation, biological process: microtubule-based movement. Gene Ontology annotation, cellular component: dynein complex. The coding region runs from base 80 to 13411 and encodes 4443 amino acids. The record is from RefSeq and is a predicted model, not a curated record. The transcript has 76 exons.
UGAAAUCCACAAGGUGUACCGUACAGAACUGCAUAUUGCAGAGAACAAUAUUCCAGAGAAAUUUAGAGAACUGCCUGCCAUGUAUUUUCUGAGAAAUAAAAAAGACAUGCUCAAUGAGCCUAAUGACAUGAAAGAAGCUAAUGAGCUCAUGCCAAUGUUCCUGGAAACGGGCAGUGUGGAUGGAGAUCUUCUGUUGAUGCUCAGAAAUGUGUUUUCAUUCGUGUUUAUACCAAUUCUUUCUGUCAGUCAACAAAAAAGUGAAGUGCUAAAAGCUGACAAUCUUUUGAGUGAGCAUCCUGGUAUAAGUGAAGUCGGGUUUGAAACGGAAGAGAACUUAAAGAAGACACAGGAGGCACAUAGUAGUCAUCUGAUACGGGAUGAGCUGUUAGUAAGCUCAUACAAGUUUUAUAGCCAUAUUGAACACACAGCUCAUCAACUUGAAGGUGAGAUAAAAUUACACAUUCCUGAUAUUAAUUUGGAUGCAGACAUAAGUCAAUUAGUGUCAAACCAAGCUUUGACUGAGACAUUGGAGCAGAGUAUUAUGAAUUGGCAAACGCAGAUAACUUCUGUCAUUGAGGAGGAGCAGAAAAAGAAGCCACAGGGCCAGGGUCCCUUGGCAGAGAUUGAAUACUGGCGAGAACGAGCAGCGACCCUCAGUGCUAUUAAUGAACAGUUGAAGCUACCGGUGGUAAAGAAAAUAUUGGAAGUUAUGGUACAUGCAGAUCCAGUGACAGUCCAGAAUUUUGACCUUACUGUAAAUGAGCUCAGCAAGUUCCAUGUGGAAGCUGUGGAUAAUGUCAAAUUUCUUGGAACACUAGAACGCCAUUUUAAGAACAUAGCUGCUGGAUCAGGAUUUAACAUCAUCCUUGAUACAAUUCCUCAAAUGAUGAAUGGGCUAAAAAUGGUGUGGAUCAUUUCUAGCCAUUACAAUAAAGAUGAGCGGAUGGUGCCUCUCAUGGAGCGAAUUGCAUGGGAGCUGUCAGAUCGAGUUUCCAGAGUAGUUGACAUCAGAACUUUGUUUAAAGAAAAAAGAGACGUUGCAAUGGCCAAGACUGUAGACAGUAAACACGUACUUGAGCAGUGGAAAGCCUCCUACUUUGAAGUUCGAGCAAAAAUCGAGACAUCAGGUAGAGAUCCACGGUGGGAAUUUGACAGGAAGAAACUGUUUGAGAAAACAGAUUAUAUGGCUUCAAUAUGCCAGGAUUUACAUGAUAUUCUUCAGAUUGUAGAAGAAUUCUAUAACAUUUUUGGGCCAGAACUAAAGGCAGUGACCGGUGAUCCAAAGAGAGUUGAUGAUGUUCUGGGUUGGGUUGACAGUCUGGUGAAGCCUAUUGAAGAAUUAACCUUUGACCCAUUUAACCAUCGCCAAGCAAGUUUAUGGAAAGCUGUCAUGGAACAUUUUAAAAAUGAAGUUAAGGAAAUCGAAGCAGAAGCCAUUAACUUCAUUGAUAUGUCGUUUAAGACACUCCGUUCUGCAGAAGCUGCUUUUGAUAUGCUUCUGAAGUUCAAACACAUCCGUUCACGGCAAGCUAUCAAUACACAAAUGAUGAAAAAGUUCAAUGACAUUUUAGCCCAAUACAUGAAAGAGGUUGAUAUCAUAAACAAACUGUUUGAGCAGAAUCUUAACAGUCCACCUCUCAAUAAGAAUCAGCCCCCAAUUGCUGGAGCGAUUGCCUGGGAGCGGACUCUCUUUCAUCGUAUAAAGCAUACCAUUGUUCGAUUUUUGGAAAUGGAUGAAAUGUUGGCUACAGACCAAGGCAAAGCAGCAAAGGCAAAAUACCUUGAAGUGGGCAGGCGGAUGAGGGAGUAUGAAGAGAAGCAGUAUGAGAAGUGGAGAGAUGCCACUGAGCAAGUCCUGCCUUCCCUUCUCAUGCAGAGCCUGCUGUCUAAACCUGGCUGUCCAGCAAAGAAUGCAGAAGUAUUAGAACCAGUUUCAAUUUUAGUGAACACAGAGACUGAUCAUAAGAACAUCCAAUAUUCAAUUAACUUUGCCCCAGAACUGAAAGAGAUCAUUUCAGAAACCAAGUAUAUGGAGCAGCUGGGCUUUUCAGUGCCAGAACUCGCAAGAAAUGUAGCUUUACAAGAAGACAAGUUCCUCAGAUACAUAGAUGGUUUGCAACACAUGCUGAAUAAAUAUCAUGGCCUUAUAAACUUAAUUAAUGAUGCAGAAAUCGAACUUCUGGAUGAACACAUUCAAGAAGUUCACAGGGUUCUCCGGUCAGGAUAUAGGAGGCUGAAUUGGAACUCGUUAGGUAUUUCUAAUUAUAUUGACCGCUGCAUGCAAGCAAUUGCAAAACUUGAAUCGCUAGUAAACCAAGUUAAAAAGAAUGCACAAGACAUAGAAAGCAAGUUGCUGUCUAUUGAAUCUGCAAACCUCUUCAAAUUCCCAGUGAUCCAUAAUGGAGGCAGCUUACCAGGAGUGAAAGAAUUUUAUGAGUACAUUGAAAGACAAAGGGCAAAGGAUGUGAUUUUCUUGUGCCGAAAAUAUAAUGCAAUUGGCCCACUUCUGACCAAAGUAGAAAGCUUAGUGGUUCAUACAAGUACUGGCAAAGCACCAAACAUGGCACAUUACUAUGCAUAUUGGGAGCGCAGAGUGUACAACGCCCUUACCACAAUGGUCCUGAAUAAUUUACAUUCCUUUAGUGCGGCUUUGGUGGGAAAAGCUCCACUCUUCCAAGUUGACACCAUUUUGUCUGCUCCUGAGAUAGUUUUACAUCCUAACGCCAAUGAAAUCUAUAAGCUCACUAUACAGUGUUUCAGGGACUGCUUGGAAACUGCUAAGUCCUUUGUCAGGUGGAUACAUGGAACCUGCGUUGAGUGUCCUCCACAGGAUGUACCAGGACAAGAUGAGAAGUUUGUUUUCAGCUUCUUCCAUGACAUAGCCCUGCUCCCCCAGAUCAAAGAUGAAGCUGUUGCCCUUUCCCAGAGUAUCCACAAGGUGCUGAUGUCAAUUACUAGGUACUUGAAUCGGUGGAAGAGGUACAGGCCUCUGUGGAAAGUGGACAAAGCGAUUACCAUGGAAAAGUUUGCUGCAAAGAAGCCACCCUGUGUAUCAUAUGAUGAGAAAUUUCAGUUUUACACCAAAAUAACCCAAGAAGUUGCACAGCAGCCUCUAACCCGGGUGGAAUUGUGCAUUCAGCUAAAUUUAGAGCCUCUUGCCCUUACAAUCCAGGAAAAUGCAAAAGCAUGGGUGAUCUCUCUCGGAAAACUAUUAAACGAGUCUGCUAAAGAGGAGCUCUUUAAUCUCAAAGAGGAACUGCAGCAAUUAUCAGAUAACCUGAAGAAAAGCCCAGAGAAUCUUGAAGAUUUGAAAUUUGUAUUGGCAACAAUAGCUAAUAUCCGAGACAUGUCUUUAGUUGUGGAUUUACGGAUUGAAGAUAUUCAAGAAAGAUAUAGAACUCUUAUAAUGUACAAUAUACAAGUAGAUGAAGAAGAAAGAGUGCUUGAGGCUGGCAUACGACAGAUUUGGGAGGAUCUCUUUCUUGAGUCACGACUUGUUGAUCAUAGUCUGGGCAAAGUAAAGAAGACAUUUACUCAGAUUACUAAAGAUCAGAUUGAUCAGUUUAAAAAACAGCUUUCUGUCUUUGCCGAGAGUUUUCAAAAUCAAGGUCCUGGAGCGGUGGGAGAUGACCUUGACAAAGGUUUGGAGAUACUUGGUGUUUAUGAAGAAUUGUUGUCCCAAAAUGAGAGAGAGCGCCAGGAGCUGGCCAAUGCUGAGAAACUCUUUGACCUUCCUAUUACAAUGUAUCCUGACCUGAUGCAAGUUCAGAAGGAGAUGAGGGGCCUGAGGCAAAUUUAUGAAAUCUACAAAGCUCAGAAGGCUGCAAAAACAAAGUGGUCUCAGACACUGUGGGCAAAUCUUAAUGUGUCGUUACUUCAGGAAGGCAUUGAAGGAUUUAUUAAAAACCUUAAAAAGCUACCCAGAGAUGUGCGCAACCUGCCAGUAGCUCAUGUUCUGAAUUCCAAAAUGAAAGAAUUUAAAGAUUCAAUUCCACUACUUCUUUAUUUGAAGAAUGAAGCUUUAAGAGAAAGGCACUGGAAGGAACUUAUGAUAAGAACUGGAACCAGCUUUGACAUGAACCCUGAUACUUUCACUCUAGAGAAUAUGUUUGCUAUGGAGCUUCACAAGUAUGGCAAUGUCAUAUCGGAAAUUGUGACGUCUGCAGUAAAAGAACUUGGCAUUGAAAAGGGCGUGAAAGAAGUUCUGGAAACCUGGGACAACAUGAAGUUUGCCAUCCUGAGAUAUUUUAAAGGUACCCAAGAGAGGGGCUACAUUUUGGGAUCAGUGGAUGAAAUCCUUCAGAUCCUGGAUGACAAUGCCAUGAAUCUCCAGAGCAUGUCGGGAAGCAGAUUUGUUGGUCCUUUUCUGUCAACUGUUCAAGAAUGUGAGAAGACCCUGUCCCUUAUAAGUGAAGUCAUUGGGGUAUGGAUGGUAGUCCAGCGGAAGUGGAUGUAUUUGGAGAGCAUCUUUAUAGGUGGUGAUAUUCGAUCACAGCUUCCAGAAGAAGCCAAAAAAUUUGACAACAUUGACAAAAUAUUUAAGAAGAUAAUGACAGAUUCUCUAAAGGAACCUCUAAUUAAGAAAUGUUGCCAAGCUCCAAAUCGUCUGUCUGACCUGGAGAAUUUGAGUGAUGGAUUGGAGAAGUGUCAGAAGAGUCUUAACGACUAUCUGGAUUCCAAAAGAAAUGCUUUUCCACGGUUCUUCUUCAUAUCUGAUGAUGAGUUGCUUAGCAUUUUGGGAAGCAGUGAUCCAGGCUGUGUUCAAGAGCACAUGAUAAAGAUGUAUGACAACAUCGCUUCACUCGAAUUCCAAGAGGGCAAUUCAGGAGAAACUAUAGUAACAGCUAUGGUGUCAGCUGAAGGAGAAAAGAUGACACUGAGGCAAGCUAUCCCUGCUGAGGGAAGAGUGGAAGACUGGAUGACAGCAGUUUUACAUGAAAUGAGAAGAACCAACCGACUUAUUACAAAGGAAGCUAUUUUCAGAUACUGUGAAGACAGAAGUAGAGUGGACUGGAUGCUGCUGUUUCAAGGUAUGGUAGUGCUGGCUUCCACGCAGGUCUGGUGGACUUGGGAAGUUGAAGAUGUCUUUGCAAAAGUCAAGAAGGGAGAAAAGCAAGCUUUGAAGAACUAUGCCAAAAAAAUGCACCAGCAAAUUGACGGUCUUGUGACCAGAAUCACACAGCCCUUGAGCAAGAAUGACCGCAAAAAGUACAACACAGUACUCAUCAUUGAUGUGCAUGCCCGAGAUAUUGUUGACAAAUUUGUAAUGGAUAGUAUAAUGGAUGCACGUGAAUUUGAAUGGGAGAGCCAGCUUCGAUUUUAUUGGCUAAAGAAAGAUGACGAUCUUUUUGUACGCCAGUGUACCGGCACCUUUUCAUAUGGGUACGAGUACAUGGGUCUUAAUGGUCGCCUGGUCAUCACUCCCUUGACUGACAGAAUAUAUUUGACACUCACACAGGCACUGUCCAUGUACUUGGGUGGUGCUCCAGCAGGACCCGCUGGUACGGGCAAAACCGAAACAACGAAAGACCUGGCAAAAGCUCUAGGACUCCUGUGUGUGGUUACAAACUGUGGCGAGGGCAUGGAUUACAAAGCAGUUGGUAAAAUUUUCUCCGGCUUAGCCCAGUGUGGUGCAUGGGGCUGUUUUGAUGAAUUUAACAGAAUUGAUGCUUCGGUGUUGUCUGUAAUUUCUUCACAAAUUCAGACAAUCCGGAACGCACUUAUUCUUCAUCUGAAGAGAUUUCAGUUUGAAGGGCAGGAGAUCGCAAUGGAUGACCGAAUGGGCAUUUUUAUUACUAUGAACCCAGGGUAUGCGGGCCGCACAGAGCUGCCAGAGUCGGUGAAGGCUCUCUUUAGACCUGUUGUGGUGAUUGUGCCCGAUUUGCAGCAGAUCUGUGAAAUCAUGCUUUUUUCAGAAGGAUUUCUUUUGGCAAAGAUUCUUGCUAAAAAAAUGACUGUCCUGUACAAACUGGCAAAGGAACAGCUUUCCAAGCAACAUCAUUAUGACUUCGGACUUCGUGCACUGAAAUCUGUUUUGGUAAUGGCCGGAGAGCUGAAGAGAGGAUCUCCUGAUUUAAAAGAGGACAAAGUUUUAAUGAGAGCUUUGCGAGAUAUGAAUCUUCCCAAGUUUGUAUUUGAAGAUGUGCCUUUAUUCCUUGGGCUCAUCACAGAUCUGUUCCCUGGCCUAGACUGCCCCCGUGUCAGCUACCCCAAUUUCAAUGAAAAGGUGGAGACGUCAUUAUCUGAGAAUGGUUAUGUACUGCUUCCUGUGCAGGUGGACAAAGUGGUUCAAAUGUACGAGACAAUGAUGACACGUCAUACUACCAUGGUAGUUGGUCCAACAGGUGGUGGUAAAUCUGUGGUUAUUAAUACCUUGUGCCAGGCACAGACUAGGCUUGGUUUGGUGACAAAGCUGUACACACUUAAUCCAAAAGCAAUGAGUGUGAUCGAGUUAUAUGGCAUACUGGAUCCAACCACACGAGACUGGACUGACGGAAUCCUGUCUAAUAUAUUCAGAGACAUCAAUAAGCCAACCGAUAAGAUGGAAAGGCGGUAUAUUUUAUUUGAUGGCGAUGUUGAUGCACUGUGGGUUGAAAAUAUGAAUUCGGUAAUGGAUGAUAACAAACUGCUGACACUUGCUAAUGGAGAACGAAUCCGCCUGCAGACGCACUGUGCUUUACUAUUUGAGGUCGGUGAUCUUCAGUAUGCAUCUCCUGCUACAGUCUCACGUUGUGGAAUGGUCUACGUGGAUCCAAAAAACUUGGGAUAUAAACCUUAUUGGCAGAAAUGGGCACGAAAAAAACCUGAAAAGGAUCAAACGGAGCUAAAUCGACUGUUUGACAAGUACGUCCCCGAUACAGUGGCAAUGAUCGUGGAAGGGAUUGUGGACGGCAGGCAGGGAGAAAAGCUGAAGACGAUAGUUCCCCAAACUGAUUUGAAUAUGGUGGUGCAGCUGAGUAUGAUGCUUGAUGCCCUACUGGAAAAUGAUGAGAUUGAACCAGACGUCCUAGAGUGCUAUUUCCUCGAAGCUCUGUAUUGUUCAUUGGGUGGUACUCUACUAGAACAAGGAAAAAUUAAAUUUGAUGAGUGCAUCAAGAAGCUGGCAUCUAUGUCAACUGUCUAUGAUGCAAAAACUCUUGCUGGGCCCGGAGAACUUCCUGGGCAACUGCCUUCACUAUACGAUUUUCACUUUGAUGGUGAACUGAAAAAGUGGGUGCCAUGGAGUAAAUUAGUGGCUACAUAUGUUCACAACCCAGAAGUCAGCUUUAUUGACAUUCUUGUGCCCACUAUUGACACGACUCGCACCAAUUGGUUGUUAGAGCAAAUGGUCAAAAUCAAGAGACCAGUUAUUCUAGUUGGAGACUCUGGUACAUCCAAAACUGCCACAACUCAGAACUUCUUGAAAAAUCUCAAUCCUGACAGCACUAUGGUAUUAACAAUCAAUUUCUCAUCCCGGACAACUUCAAUGGAUCUUCAAAGAAACUUGGAGGCCAAUGUGGAGAAGAGAAGUAAAGAUACUUACGGCCCCCCAAUGGGAAAGCGGCUCUUAGUGUUCAUGGAUGACCUUAACAUGCCCAAGGUUGAUGAAUAUGGCACACAACAGCCUAUAGCACUCUUGAAACUGCUUCUUGAAAAAGGCGGAAUGUAUGACCGUGGAAAAGAGUUAAAUUACAAAAUUCUCAGAGACUUGGGUUUUGUGGCCGCGAUGGGAAAGGCAGGAGGGGGUCGCAAUGAAGUGGACCCCAGAUUUAUAUCCCUUUUCACUGUAUUUAAUGUCCCUUUCCCUGCAGAAGAAUCCUUGCACUUAAUAUACUCCUCAAUUCUUAAAGGACACACCAGGCCAUUUGAGGAAGACAUUCAAGGCAUUUGUGACAAAAUUACUUUCAGCACCUUGGAGCUUUAUAAAAACAUAAUCCGCGACCUGCCGCCCACCCCCUCCAAAUUCCACUACAUUUUUAACUUGAGAGACCUUUCAAGAGUUUAUAACGGACUCAUCCUAACCACCCCAGAGAGAUUUCUGACUGUUGCUCAGUUUGUGAGAGUGUGGAGAAAUGAAUGUCUCCGAGUGUUUCAUGAUAGACUUAUUAAUGAAACCGACAAAACAUUGGUCCAGACCCAUAUUAAAAACUUAAUCGAAGAACAUUUUAAAUCUGAGUUGGAGUCCGCUAUCCGCGAUCCUAUUCUUUUUGGAGACUACAGGACGGCGUUGAAUGAUGCAGAGCCCCGAGUAUAUGAAGACAUUCAAGACUACGAUGCAUCCAAGGCUCUGUUUCAGGAAAUUUUGGAGGAGUAUAAUGAAACAAAAUCACGCAUGAACCUGGUUUUGUUUGACGACGCCCUGGAGCACUUGACCCGGGUUCACAGGAUUAUCAGGAUGAAUCGAGGACAUGCUCUGCUCAUAGGUGUCGGUGGAUCAGGGAAGCAAUCGUUAACUAAACUUGCAGCCUUUGCAGCAGGAUGUGAGGUGUUUGAAAUCACUCUGAGUCGUGGAUAUGGGGAAAGCAACUUCCGUGAAGAUCUCAAAACACUCUACCUAAAACUUGGAAUUGAGAACAAGAAAGUGGUAUUCAUGUUUACUGAUGCGCACGUGUCAGAAGAAGGCUUCCUGGAGCUGAUUAAUAACAUGCUAACAUCAGGCAUGGUCCCAGCUCUUUUUCCAGAUGAUGAAAAAGAAUCCAUUCUUGGACAAAUUCGUGAUGAAGCAGCAAAACUUGGGUUUGGACCUGCCAAAGAAAGUGUCUGGCAGUAUUUUGUUAACAAGAGUGCUAACAAUCUUCACAUCGUCUUGGGAAUGUCUCCUGUAGGAGAGACCCUCAGAACGCGGUGCAGGAAUUUUCCAGGACUGGUGAAUAACACUGGAAUUGACUGGUUCCUGCCUUGGCCUCCACAAGCUUUGCAAGCAGUUGCCCAAUCUUUCCUUGGGGAGAAUCCAAUGAUACCAUCUCAACACACUGAAGCGGUGACUGGUCACGUCUGCAUGAUCCACGAGUCAGUUGGAGAAUUUAGCAAAAUAUUUCACCAGAAACUGAGACGCAGCAACUAUGUGACACCAAAAAAUUACUUAGAUUUUAUUAGUACAUAUUGCAAGCUGCUGGAGGAAAAAGACAAUUUCAUCUUGGCACAAUGCAAACGUCUGGAAGGAGGCCUGGAUAAACUGAAGGAGGCGAGUGUGCAGUUGGAGGAGCUCAAUUUGAAGCUGGCUGAACAGAAAGUCGUUUUAGCUGAACAGACCGUAGCUUGUGAUGCUCUGCUGGAGACCAUAAGUGUUAGCACAGCCAUCGCCAAGGAGAAGGAGAAACUAGCUGUGGAGAAAGCAGCAGAAAUCGAGGAGCAGAACAAAGUGAUAGCGGUGGAGCGAGAAGAUGCCGAGAGCUCUCUGGCUGAAGCUAUACCUGCGCUGGAGGGGGCUAGAGUGGCCCUGCAAGACCUGGACAAAUCUGAUGUCACUGAGAUCAGGUCUUUUGCAAAACCACCCAAACAAGUUCAAGUGGUAUGCGAGUGCGUUCUUGUCAUGAGGGGAUAUAAAGACAUCUCUUGGAAGUCUGCUAAAGGGAUGAUGUCUGAGGCAAAUUUCCUGCGAACUCUGAUGGAGAUGGACUGUGAUGCAAUCUCCAUAAAUCAAGUAAAAACUGUAAAAGGAUUUUUGAAGAAUCUGAACACAUCACUUGAAGAAAUGCAAGCAAUUAGCAAAGCCGGGUCAGGAAUGUUAAAAUUUGUAGAGGCAGUGAUGGACUAUUGUGAUGUGGCCAGAGAAGUAAAACCCAAGCGAGAAAAGGUUGCUAGACUGGUAAAGAACUUCAACCAGAGUAUGCGUGAACUAGAAAAGAUUCAGAAUGAGCUUUCUGCUAUUCAGAAUGAAUUAAAAGGGCUUACAGAACAGUAUGAGCAAGCCAGCAGAGAGCAACAUCAGCUGCAGGAGAAAGCAGAGAUCAUGGAGAGGAGGCUGAUUGCAGCAGAUAAACUUAUAUCAGGCCUGGGCUCUGAAAAUGUUAGAUGGACCAAUGACCUUGAAGAGCUGAAGCAGAGGAGGGUGAGACUGCUUGGGGACUGCUUGAUCUGCUCUGCGUUCCUGAGCUACGAGGGCGCCUUUAACUGGGAGUUUCGAAAUGAAAUGGUGUAUCAGGUGUGGCUACAGGACGUCAUGGACAGGGAGAUACCUGUCAGCAAGCCGUUCCGCAUAGAGAACCUUCUCACUGAUGAUGUAGAGAUCAGCAGGUGGGGAUCAGAAGGACUUCCUCCGGACGAGCUCUCUGUUCAGAAUGGGAUUCUCACCACGAGAGCCAGCCGUUUCCCUCUUUGUAUUGAUCCACAACAGCAGGCCUUGAAUUGGAUCAAGAAAAAAGAAGAAAAGAACAACCUUAAGAUCUCCUCUUUUAAUGAUCCAGAUUUCCUUAAGCAAUUAGAAAUGGCUAUAAAAUACGGAUUCCCUUUCCUUUUCCAAGACGUUGAUGAAUACAUUGAUCCAGUGAUCGAUAAUGUUCUGGAAAAGAACAUUAAAGGUCCCGAGGGGCAGCAGACUAUUCUGCUAGGGGACAAGGAAAUUGAUUAUGAUCCUAACUUUAAACUGUACCUCAACACCAAACUGGCAAAUCCAAAAUUUUCUCCAUCUGUGUUUGGAAAAGCAAUGGUCAUUAACUACACAGUUACUCUGAAGGGUCUGGAAGACCAGCUCCUGAGCGUUAUUGUAGGAUUUGAAAGGAAAGAGCUGGAAGAGCAGAGAGAGAGCCUCAUUCAGGAGUCGAGUGAAAACAAGAAGCUGUUGAAGGAUCUGGAAGACUCUCUGCUGAGGGAGCUGGCCACGUCCACCGGCAACAUGCUGGACAAUGUCGAGCUAGUCCACACUUUGGAGGAAACCAAGUCCAAAGCGACAGAGGUAUUUGAGAAGAUAAAACUGGCAGAAAAAACAGCGGUGGACAUCGACAGACUCCGUGAUGGCUACAGGCCUGCCGCCAAGAGGGGUGCGAUUUUAUUCUUUGUCCUGGCAGAAAUGGCGCUGGUCAACACGAUGUAUCAGUACUCGCUGGCUUCCUUCCUGGAGGUGUUUGAUUUUUCUUUGCGUAAAUCACUUCCUGACUCAAUUCUACAGAAGAGACUAAAAAACAUCAUGGAUACUUUAACACACAAUGUCUACAACUACGGUUGCACAGGUUUGUUUGAGAAGCACAAACUGCUCUUUUCUUUUAACAUGACCAUAAAGAUCGAACAGGCAGAGAAAAGAGUUCCUCAAGAAGAGCUCGACUUCUUUCUUAAGGGAAACCUGUCCCUAGAGAAGAGUAAACGCAAAAAGCCCAGCUCUUGGUUACCGGAUCAGGGCUGGGAGGACAUUAUCCGUCUGGCUGAGCUAUUCCCAGGGAUAUUUGGCAGUCUGCCUGAUGAUGUAGAGAAACGCGAAGCAGAAUGGAAGCCGUGGUAUGAUCUCAACUGCCCUGAGCAAGUGGAAUUUCCAUUAAAAUAUAAGGACAUUCUGACGGACUUCCAGAAACUGCUGCUUCUCCGCUGCUUCCGUGUGGAUCGGGUGUAUCGGGCUGUAACAGACUACGUCACGCUGACCAUGGGAGAAAAAUAUGUUCAGCCUCCAGUCAUCAGCUUUGAUGCCAUCUUUGAGCAGAGCAGUCCCAACUCUCCCAUUGUGUUUAUUCUGAGCCCUGGCUCCGAUCCAGCCGGAGACCUCAUGAAGUUGGCAGAAAGGACCGAAUUUGGGGCAAGCCGGCUGAAAUUUCUGGCCAUGGGACAAGGACAGGAAAAGGUGGCUCUGCAGCUACUCGAUACCGCAGUGGCUCGUGGUCAGUGGCUUAUGCUACAGAACUGCCACUUACUAGUGAAGUGGCUCAAAGAGCUCGAGAAGGCCCUGGAAAGGGUCAGCAGGCCCCAUCCUGAUUUUCGACUGUGGCUGACAACUGAUCCAAUCAAAGGCUUCCCAGUUGGAAUACUCCAAAAAUCUCUGAAGGUUGUGACAGAGCCCCCCAAUGGCCUGAAACUAAACAUGAGGUCAACCUACUUCAAGAUCUCGUAUGAAGCGCUGGAGGACUGCCCCCACCCUGCGUUUAAGCCGCUGGUCUAUGUUUUGGCCUUCUUCCAUGCAGUCGUACAGGAGAGGAGAAAAUACGGCAAGAUUGGCUGGAAUGUUCCCUAUGAUUUCAACGAGUCGGACUUUCUGGUGUCCAUGGAAAUCCUAAACACGUACCUGACCAAGGCCUUCAAACAGGGCGACAAUAAGAUACCGUGGGGGAGUCUGAAGUACCUGAUAGGAGAGGUGAUGUAUGGAGGUCGCGCCAUUGACAGCUUUGACAGAAGAAUUUUGAAUACCUUCAUGGAUGAAUAUUUGGGAGAUUUCAUAUUCGACACCUUCCAGCCCUUCCACUUCUUUAAAAACAAGGAGGUCGAUUACAAAAUCCCAGACUAUGGGCCUAAGGAUGUGUACAUAGAUGAAAUCGAGUCUCUCCCGCUUGCCAACACACCACAGGUACUUGGACUUCACCCCAAUGCUGAAAUUGGCUAUUACACGCAGGCCGCAAAAGACAUGUGGAAUCACCUGAUUGAGCUGCAGCCUCAGACAGGAGAGUCUGGUACGGGGAUUAGCCGGGAUGACUACAUCGGCCAGGUGGCUAAGGACAUCUUGAACAAGCUGCCCAAGGUGUUCAACCUCGAUGUGAUUCGCAAGAAACUGGGCCUAGACAUCUCGCCCACGACUGUAGUGCUGCUGCAAGAACUCGAACGCUUCAACCGUCUCAUUGUGCGCAUGAGGAAGUCCCUGGUGGAGCUACAGAGGGCUCUGGCAGGAGAGGUUGGCAUGAGCAAUGAGCUGGACGAAGUGGCUCGCGCUCUCUUUAAUGGACAGAUCCCUCAGAUCUGGAGGAAGCUGGCUCCAGACACCCUCAAGUCUUUGGGCAACUGGAUGAUUCACUUCAAGAGAAGAUUUGACCAGUACAGCUCCUGGGUUGAUGAAGGAGAACCCAACGUGAUUUGGCUGUCCGGAUUACACAUUCCCGAGUCCUACCUGACAGCUCUAGUGCAGGCCACGUGUCGGAAGAACGGCUGGCCUCUUGAUCGAUCCACCCUGUACACUCAGGUCACCAGUUAUCGAACAGCAGAAGAGGUGACUGAACGGCCCACUCAAGGAUGCUUUGUUUCGGGCCUUUAUCUCGAAGGAGCAGACUGGGACAUUGAAAAAGGAUGUCUUGUGAAGAGCAGACCCAAAGUGCUGGUGGUGGAACUUCCCAUCCUUAACGUUGUUCCCAUUGAGGCCCACCGGCUGAGACUCCAGAAUACGCUAAGGACGCCCGUCUACACGACCUCCAUGAGGAGAAAUGCCAUGGGCGUUGGCCUGGUGUUCGAGUCUGACCUUUUCACAAAGCAGCACAACUCCCACUGGGUAUUGCAAGGAGUCUGCCUCACGCUCAACUCAGACUGAAGCCUCUGGACGCUCUGUGUACGUACUGCAUUUAUGUACAUAUGUCAGUUCAACUCACAUCAUGGUGCUAUAUUUUGUUUAUUAUAAUAUUUUAUUAAAGAUGAGUCACUUAUUUUUAAA